Molecule: messenger RNA, 2334 nt
Organism: Urocitellus parryii (Arctic ground squirrel)
Lineage: Eukaryota; Metazoa; Chordata; Mammalia; Rodentia; Sciuridae
Source: RefSeq, a predicted model, not a curated record
AAAAAAGGAAUUCAUCGUUGUACAAAAUGCAGGCUACAAUUUUUGACCUGCAAGGAGAAAACAGAUCAUAAGACCCAGCAUCGUACAUUUAUAAAGCCUAAAGAACUGGAAGGAUUGCCUCCUGGAACAAAAGUAACUAUUCGAGCUUCAUUUGGACCUCUUCAGCCAAGACCAUCAAGUACACCAUCCAAUUGUGCUCCAAGUACUUCUUCUCUUCAGGUCUUACCUCCAAAGUCUAAAAGCACAACUGCUAAAAAUCUCACAAAAUCUAAUGCAAGUAAAUCUAAGACAAGUAAGCCUAAUGCAGCUGCCUCUGCUGCAAGUAAACCCAACACAAGUAAACAGAGUGGAGGUGGAGUUACAACUAAAAGCAAAGCCAAACACUCUUACAAGCAGAAAAGACAACGCAACCGAAAAAAUAAAAUCAGCAUAGCUUUGAAAAACUUAAGGUGUCGUCGGGGAAUUUACAAGUGCAUUGAAUGUCAUUCCAAAAUAAAGGACUUUGCAAGCCACUUUUCUAUAUAUAUCCACUGUAAUUUUUGCAAAUACAACACUAACUGUAACAAAGCCUUUAUAAAUCAUAUGAUGAGUUCUCAUAGCAACCACCCAAGUAAACGGUUUUAUAUUUUCAAGAAGCAUUCAGGAAUUCUCAGGGGCAUUACUCUUGUGUGCCUUAAGUGUGAUUUCCUAACUGAUUCUUCUGGCUUAGACCGUAUGGCUAAACACUUAAGUCAACGUAAAACUCAUACUUGCCAAGUUGUAAUAGAGAAUGUUUCCGAAAGUACCUCAACUUCUGAACCCACUUCUGACGGCUUGUUGAAAUAGAUUCCUGCUCUAUGGAGCUCGUGCAACCUGGUGCAAGACAAGUUGGAAUUUCCUAAGUUCAAAGUUCUGAAGUGUUUUCUUACACAAAGGCAGUUUCCUAAGUUCAAAGUUCUGAAGUGUUUUCUCACAUGAAGGUGGUUAAACAAAGUUCAUGACAUUCAGCUCUUUUCAGCUUUCAGAUGGCACUAGAUUCUUAUUCCACCUUAUCUUUGUGUCAGGUUAACGUGUUUUUUUUUUCCUCUAGUUGACUUUCUCCAAAAAUAACUUUUGUUGUUAUGAUCUUUUCUUGCUUUGCUUAAAAUAAUUUGUGUUUUUUUCUCCUGUACUUGCCUUCUGAAUAUUACAUUCCAAAUGACAUAGCUGUUCAUCUUUUUUGUCUGUUUUGUCUGCUUUCUUAAUUUCUUAUAAGUCUUACAUUUUUAGGUCAGAUAGAUGUUUUUUCCCUCAUUCUUUUGUCUGUCAUUGUUCUAUUUUUUUCCUAUUUUUCAGAUGCAGAAGCAACACAGAAAUUUCAAAAAAUGUCCAGUAUACUCCUGGACAGUGUCCCCCUUCGAUGGACACAACUGAUGCCUGUUCUGUCUUUCCAAGGAAUGUGAAUUAUUUGACUGUGAGACUUCUUCUAGUUUGUGGCCUUAAGGAAUCAGAUCUUGGGAGAGUCCCUUCCUACCUGACUGGCCUCCCAUAAUGCUGAUGCUGAUUUGGCCAGAGAUGACCUCAAGGCCCACCAAAUUGAGCACAACUCCCCACUGGGGGCUUUCAUUCUUGAUCUUAAGCUUAUGGGUUGAUUCUAACCAAGAAAAGCCCAUCAAAUCAGUGCUUCAACAUCCAAGUUGAAGUUGAAUCAUUUUGGCUGCUGCCCUUUAAUCUUCCUAUAGCAUGCAUGCAGUCUAAAGAAAAUGAAAUUUCUGUUGUAUAGAGAACCAAGAUUACUUUUAUGUUUUUGGAAAAGUGAACUUUAAAUUUACAAUUCCAAAGUAACAACUAUUCACAUUGUCAUUUAAAGUUUUAUCCAGUAUUAAUCCUAGGAGUUUUCAGCAAUACUAAUAUUUAGAUUUUUUAAUUUAAUUUUUUUUCAUUAAAUUUUAGUAGCUUGGUGUUAUGUUGUUCAUCAAAUUUAUUGAUGUCCGUUUUGUUAUGUCUAUUUUUGUACUCUUCUCUUUAAAGCUUUUGUUUUGUGUUUGUUUUGUUUUUGUUAAGAACUCCAAUAAUUUUCUUUAUAAUUCUCCACAGAUUUCAUGUGGCUACCUACUGGUAGCUUCUUAAUUUUGAUACUUGUUCAGCUCAUUAGACAUUAUUACAUGCUCUAUCUUGGGACUUUCAUUAACAUCUUGGGGAUUGUGAGUUCAAAGACAUAAAGAAUUGGCAAAAACUCCUCUUUCAGACCUUAAAACAAAUUUUAAAGUUACAUUUCUGAUUAUCUAAUACAUAAUAUCUUCUUAGCCAUUAAUGUAAUUCCUUUGGAUAAAGAUAAUAUAUUCAAAAAUAUUGGGACCAAAAAAUGCACUUGUU